GAGAAGAAUCCCACCCAAACCCAACCUGCCUAACGGCUCCUGUCUGGACCAGAACCGGACUUUUCAUGGGUUUACUUUGGACCAAGCUGAGCUGGACCUUUGACCCGGAAGUGAACACCCCGCUCCUGAUCGUGGUUCUGGACCGUGAUGUUCGGCUAAGGUUCCCUUUCAUUGUCAGAACCAGGACUAGCAGCGGACCGGAGCCAUGCAGAUCGACACGGUUUCACCGGAUCAUGCCAGUGGAGUUGGGAUCAAAGUGGAACCAGACGACUACUUGGAGAUCUGCUCGUAUCCUGUCCUGAAGAAGCUGUCCAUCAAACUGACUGACUGCAGGGUGUGGCUGCAUGGCCGGGACUUCCUGUCUGUCGGUGAUCACCCUCAGCUCUGUAACCUGCCAUGCCAGCGGCAGAACGCCACCAACAGCGGCAGAAAGAUGGUGUACUGUCCCGAGUGUCACAAGGGGUUCUACAAGGAGACCCACCUGGAGGCCCACCUGCGGACUCACCGAGGACAGAAACCCAAUGAAUGCUGGUGUUGUGGGAAGACCUACCCAACCCUGAUGAGCCUGGUGCUGCACCAGCAAGUUCACAACCGCAGCGAGCCGUACCGCUGUCACUACUGCAACAAGACCUUCGCCCUGAAACGGGACUGGAAGACCCACCACCGGACCCACUCUGGGACUAAACCCUUCAAGUGCUGGUUCUGUGGGGAUGGGUUUGUUGAGCAGGACCAGCUCAGCGAGCACCUGGAGGUGCACAAAGGGGAGAAGUGCUACCACUGCACGCUGUGUGACAAAAUGUUUGUGUCCUACCAGGGCUUCAACUUCCACCGCAAGUCCCACAAGAACCCCAGACCACUGGCCUGCCCCAAGUGCUCCAAGAGCUUCAGCAGCCUGCAGAGCCUGAAGGUGCACCAGGUGACCCACUCCAACACCAAGCCCCACACCUGUCCCGUCUGUGGAAAGAGCUUCAAGCUUCAGAGCAGCCUGCGCUGCCACCAGCGCACCCACCAGAACCUGAAGGAGUACCGCUGCACCGAGUGCGGCAAGUGUUUCUCCAGCCUGCAGGGCCUGAAACUGCACGACCGCACCCACACCGGCCUCAAGCCCUACAGGUGCUCCGAGUGCGGCAAGAGGUUCACACAGUCGCCCCACCUGAAGGCGCACAUGGUGACCCACACCGGAGAGAGGCCCUUCCUCUGCACCACCUGUGGGAAGAGGUUCACCCAGUCCUCCCACCUGAAGUCCCACAUCACACUGUUCCACGUGGGCGAGAAGCCGUUCCACUGCAGCGACUGUGGCAAAAGUUUCACCAUCGCCCACUACCUGAGGAUGCACCGCCUCAGCCACACCAAGGAGAAGCACUACCAGUGCUCGUACUGCCAGAAGUCCUUCUCCUACCACAACUCGUGGAGGGCUCACGAGAGGAUCCACACCGGAGAGAAGCCCUUUGUCUGCCGCCACUGCGACCGCCGCUUCACCACCUCAGGCUCGCUGCUGAGCCACCAGAGGGCCAGACACACCGGAGAGAGGAGCCACUACUGCAUCACCUGCGGCGACUUCUUCCUGACCAGCUCCCAGCUGCGUGUGCACCAGCUGGACCACACCGGGGAGCGCCCGCACGCCUGCAGCUGCGGCAAGACCUUCAAAACCAAAGGAGUCCUUCGCUUCCACCUGAAGAGGUUCACUGAGCACCUGCCUGCCCAGUGAGCAGGGACGUGGUCUGACCCUGUGUGUGAGGGUCUCAGACCGAUGUGUGAGGGUCUCAGACCGAUGUGUGAGGGUCUCAGACCGAUGUGUGAGGGUCUCAGACCGAUGUGUGAGGGUCUCAGACCGAU
This is a messenger RNA of Austrofundulus limnaeus, 1836 nucleotides long. RefSeq names its product zinc finger protein OZF. The coding region runs from base 206 to 1708 and encodes 500 amino acids. The transcript is spliced from 4 exons. Lineage: Eukaryota; Metazoa; Chordata; Actinopteri; Cyprinodontiformes; Rivulidae. Gene Ontology annotation, biological process: regulation of transcription by RNA polymerase II. The record is from RefSeq and is a predicted model, not a curated record. Gene Ontology annotation, molecular function: RNA polymerase II cis-regulatory region sequence-specific DNA binding; DNA-binding transcription factor activity, RNA polymerase II-specific.